Messenger RNA from Menidia menidia (Atlantic silverside), 1347 nucleotides. The record is from the annotation of a GenBank genome assembly. Lineage: Eukaryota; Metazoa; Chordata; Actinopteri; Atheriniformes; Atherinopsidae.
AUGACGGGAUCACUACAACACUUGGGAUACGAUGAGGAGAAGCUACAGAGAGCGUCGCAGCAGCUGCCCUGCAGGGAGGUCCAGGCCGGGAUGCUGCUGUCCCUCAUGGGACAGCCGCAGCAGUACUGCUAUCCUUCAGUCUUCAUCUACGGGCAUGGAGCCUCAGGGAAGAGUCACGUGUUAAAUGUUUUAAUGAAGGAACUGGAGUUGCCUCACGCCACCGUCAGCUGUGUGGAAUGUGUUUCUGUUUCAUUGCUGUUUGAACAAGUGCUGCUGUCCUUCUUUGGCUGCGAUGCCGCCUCAUCGCUCCCCCGCACUCCCUCCCUGUCUGACUUUGUACGGGUCUACAGACAACAGUCCUCCCAAUCUCCUGCCAAGCAGACGCGAUACAUUAUAAUGGAAAAGGCUGAACUACUGAGAGAUGCCGAGGCCAAUCUCCUCCCUGCUCUCCUUCGCCUUCAGGAACUGGUGGAGGACAACGUCACCGUCAUCCUGCUCAGCGAAAUCGUCUGGGACCAGUUCAGACCGAACACGGGCUGUUUCGAGCCCCUCCUGCUCCACUUUCCUGACUACAGCAAAGGUGAGCUCCAGCAGAUUUUGUCCCAUGACGCUCAUCCUUCUUAUUCAGCUGAGUUCUACUCGUCCUACAUCAACAUCCUGCUGGGAGUCUUUUACUCAGUCUGUCGGGACCUCAGAGAGCUGAGACACCUGGCUGCUCUUAACUUCUCAAAGUUCUGUGAGCCCGUGACAACAGGAAAAGUGAAGGAAACGGAAACGCACAAGUUGUGGAAAAACAUUGAGCCUCACCUGAAAAAAGCCAUGCAGACAGUUUACUUGCGCGAGGUGUCCAGUCUCCAGUGGGAGCAGAUGCAGCAAAUGGAGGAGACUGAGACCGGAGCCAUGAGAGGUUUAUCAGCUCACACUCACGUUGAGCUGCCUUAUUACUCAAAGUUCCUGCUGAUUGCCGCCUAUCUGGCUUCCUACAACCCUGCCCGCACAGAUAAGCGCUUCUUUCUAAAGCACCACGGCAAAAUAAGGAAAACAAACUUCUUGAAGAAAAAUGAAAAGACGAGCAACCACCUCCUGGGACCGAAGCCCUUUUCUCUGGACCGCAUGCUGGCCAUAUUCUACAGCGUGGUGGACAGCCGAGUCGCCCCAACCGCCAGCAUCUUCUCACAGAUCUCCUCUCUGGUGACCUUACAGCUGCUGGCUCAGGUCAGUCAUGACGACCAGCUCGACGGCCCAAAAUACAAGUGCGCCGUUUCUCUGGAUUUCAUACGGGCCAUAUCCAAGACGGUGAACUUCGAUAUUGUGAGGUAUCUGUAUGACUUCCUGUUGCAGUUUUAG